Molecule: messenger RNA, 513 nt
Organism: Trypanosoma theileri
Lineage: Eukaryota; Euglenozoa; Kinetoplastea; Trypanosomatida; Trypanosomatidae
Product: nucleolar RNA-binding protein
Exons: 1
Source: RefSeq, a predicted model, not a curated record
AUGGAAGGAUUUUACGGUGUGGAGGUCAGCGCUGGGCAACAGGUGAAGCCCAAGAUCCCCGAGGAGCACGCACUCCGCCUGACCCAAAUCGCUCUCCCGGCAAACGCCAGCGCCGCUGUUUCCCUGAUUGUUUCAUUCCAGGGAAAGCAGUUCACCAUUGCCACACUUGACCCCAAGAAGAACGUCUUUCAGAUGAGCACUGACCUUGUUCUCACGCAGGGGCAACCCUUGACUCUUAGCGCCACUGGUGCUGGAUGCGUGCAUGUGACCGGGUACGUUCAGCCCGUUGGCAACGACCUUGACAGCCUUGGCAGUCACGAUUUUGCUGAUGACGAGGAGGACGAUGAUGAUGACGAGGAGGAGCUCGAGGCUGUUCCCGCAAAGAAGAUGAACGGAGCUGUUGCCCCUGCUUCCGAUGAUGAUGACGAUGAUGAAGAAGAUGACGAAGACGACGAGGAGGCAAUGAGCGGUGACGACGACGAUGAAGAGGGCGAUGACGAAGACGACGAGGAG